Molecule: messenger RNA, 2549 nt
Organism: Heteronotia binoei (common prickly gecko)
Lineage: Eukaryota; Metazoa; Chordata; Lepidosauria; Squamata; Gekkonidae
Gene: KLHL34
Product: kelch like family member 34
Exons: 1
Coding region: 754-2532 (592 amino acids)
Molecular function (GO): protein binding
Source: RefSeq, a predicted model, not a curated record
UUCUAUUCUGGUCACUGUGAGUUAAUGCGAUAUCAUAUAAACCAAAGGGCUCCAAAAUGCAUGUCAAAUUAUACCAGUGACUAAUCCUACUCUUUUGCUAGUCUUUCUGAUUUCAGAUUACAGACCUGUGUGCUCAAGAAGUUCCUCCAGCUCUAAUUUGUAGGUACUGAUGUGAUCUUCAGCCAAGACUUCCUAAAAGCAGUGAUCUCCAUAUGCGCUCAUUGGCCCUGGGGAAAUAAGAGCUAAACUUGCCUAAGAGUGAAAUACUGAGCUUGGGCUAAAGCUGCAGCAAAGUUCACCUCUCCUCCUUUCCUUUCGUGAUGCACCGGGAGUCAGAGAGGAUCUAUUUAAUCAGGUUAAGAGACAAAGAAAGGCCACAAGAGAGAGCUGAACUGAUACAAAAUGCCACUUAAUGCCACUUAAUGACAUCUGUCACUUGAUGCUGGCCAAGCAAUACCUCUCAUCUCCUGUGGAGCAUCUAUUCUUAAGCAGGAAAUAGAGGUGAGAGAAACAACUGUCUGAAGAUGUUACUAGAUUUGGCUUUAUGAAUGAAUGCAUGAGGCAAUGUACCAGCAUGGAGACGGAUGUGAAAUCAGUAAGUGAGCUUUUUGAAUCCAGCUGAUGAAGUUGAUGGUUGUUCUUCUAAGGCUUCUUUGCAGAGUGUGCUUGUACAGUUUGAUUGAUGCCCUGUUGUGGUUUCUUUCCUUCUCUUUUCAUCUGAAAGUGGUGCUUUAAAGAUUUCUGCUCUGCACAAUGAGCUACUUCCUGUCCUACUGUAAAGGGCAUUGCAGUGCUGUGUUGUCUCAGUAUCAAACUCUCCGAGCAGAAGGCUUGCUGUGCGAUAUUUUGUUGAAGGUAAAAGAGAAUGAGUUCCCCGCGCACAAGUCUUUGCUGGCCUGUUCCAGUGAUUACUUCAGGGCCAUGUUCAAGAGCUACACAAAAGAAUCUAAGGAUGCCAUCGUUCACCUGCAAGUCGUCUCAGCCAUUGGUCUGCAACAUGUUCUGGAUUUCAUCUAUACUUCCUGGUUGCCCUUGUCUUUUGAUAGUUUGGAAGAUACCCUGGAAGCUGCCACUUACUUGCAAGUGACUGAGGCAAUUGGCUUGUGCAGCAAGUACCUGGCUAAUAAUCUUUCUCUGGAGAGCUGCUGUUUUUCCGCCAAUGUUGCUGCAAAAUUUUACCUUCCUGAUGCUUUAUCAGCAACUGGAAAAUAUAUAAUUACUAACCUCUGGAAGCUGCUGGAUCUGGAUUUUGCUGCAUUGCUUGAGCUGAACUUCCAGACUUUGAAAGCAAUAGCAGAAUCACCUGAUGUCCUCAUGGUCAAAGAGCAUGACUUGCUCAAUCUUGUGCUGAAGUGGCUGAAGCAUGAAAAAAUGAGGUUAACAUACACUACUAGCCUGUUGGAACAUAUACGAUAUGGUCUUAUUCCAGUGGAAGAUCUGCGAAAGGUGUACACACAGACAGAAAUACCACUGACAGCUCCCAUAAAAUGCCUAAUCAUAAAAGCAAUAAACUACCAUUCACUUACCUUUAGACAACCAAUUCUUCAGGAUAAAUACAGUACCUUGAGAAACCAGAAGACACAGAUUAUUCUCCUUGGAGGUAUGAUUGCACAUGAAGGGCCUGUCAGUGAUGUCGUAGCUUUUGAUGUUUACAACCACAGAUGGCAAACUUUAACAAAACUGCAGAACAGAGUACAAAAUCACUGUGUGUGUACAAUUGGAAACUUUUUAUAUGUAUUAGGUGGGGAAAUAGAAGAUUUGCAAAGUGAUCCAAAAAGUCCCACUUUGACAGUUACAAACAAAGUCCAUCGCUAUGAUCCCAGGUUUAACAAAUGGAUCCAAGCCACAGGGAUGCUGGACAAGAGAAGUCAAUUUUCUUGUUGUGUCCUAGAAAACAACAUUUUUGCUAUUGGUGGACAAGGUGAAAAUGGAUCAUUGCAUUCAUCAGUGGAAGUCUACAAUGUUAGCCAAAACAGAUGGACAAAGGCUCAAAAUCUGCCAUGUAAAAUGCAUGGUCAUGCAGGAACUGUUUACAAGAAUAUCAUUUAUAUAUCUGGCGGCAAACACAUGGAUCAAAAUAACACAAGUAAAGAUAUGUAUUCACUGAGUACUGUGGAAGGAGAAUGGACAAAGCAAGCCCCAAUGAGUAUUGCUCGGUUUGGGCAUCAGAUGGCUACAAUCAGAGAUACAAUUUUUACAUUUUUAGGGCUUUAUGAACCAUUCUCUGAAAUUGAAAUGUACAAUCCUACCCAGAAUCAGUGGACACGCUUAAGGCCAUUGGUUUAUGAUCGAUUUAGUUAUGGUUUGGCAGUAGUGGAGGAAACUGCACUUCUCAUUGGGGGGAAGAAGUGGCAAGACUCUCAGGAGGUUCCAACUCAGGAUGUAGUGGGCUAUGAUAUCGACAAUGACUGUUGGGAAGAAAUCUGCAAAGCUUCCUUGCCUUGGUAUGGAUUGCAGUGUGCAGUACUACAGCUCUCUGAAUUAGUUGAAGCUAAGGAUGUUCAACAACAAAACAACAAAACGUCUUGCUGAGCACAAGCAUCUCUGCA